CUUCAAGCGGCUGGUCGGUUCAUACAAGGCAGCUGAGUUGCGGAGCAGAACCUCAUCAAACACCAGGUUUGCAGAGACUUUGCUCUAUUACCCUACAGCUAGUUUUUAAGCUUGUGCCAGCUUUUAUUGACCACAAAUGAAGUAACAAAAGCGAUGGUAAACUCGAAAGUAUUCUAAGAGAGGUAACUGACAAACGCAUUUUUAUCUAAAUCUCUGGUGAAUGCAGAAACAUUCAGUCUUAUCCUCAGGAAAAAAGGGUUAGUGUGAGGGGAAUGUGACGAACUCAUUUCCUUGUUGAUAAGUUUUUACCUUUUUCUGUCUGACCAUAUUGAGUGAAGUGUUGCUAGGAAUCCAAAUAUAGAAAAAACUUAACCUAAACUACUCCGAAACACAACGGUAAAUUAUUCAUCGUAUUAACUGCUUUGAAAAUAAUUCCCCAAAAUCUUGUGCCACUAUGGCCAUUGACUGUUUCUUAGAAUCGUCUUAGUAAUUUGAUACUCAAACAUUUUGCUAACAUUGAUAGUUGUUUAACAACAAGCCAUGAUCAUCUCGCACCUGAGCUCACUUAACACUUGAGUUUGUACAUCUCUUCAAGCGCCAAUCAGACACAAACCCCCUUUCAGAGCAGGAGGAUAUCGAUUUUAGAGUUGUCAUAAACCAAUUCGGCAAUAUAAAGAAAAUGAUAUGGCAGCCUCUUUCCUUCCGAAACGUCACCGAAAAUUCGAGACAGCGAGGCAGCUUCGUAAAUAUUCUGGAAACUUACGCAAAAUAGCCGCGGCGCUGUUUUAUUAAAGACGGUUGAAAUUGUAGUUACAAAUCCUUUGAUUCAGAGAUCUAUUAUCAAAGAGGCAGAUAACUGCUAUGGCUGCGUCAAGGAUGAAUUUGUUGGAACUGUUCAAAAUCAAAUUUCAUGCUCGCCAGGUUGAGAUCAAUAAAAAGCCAUAAAUUCGCAGCGCUUUCCUUUGCAACCUAAGAUCAGCCUUUUCAUCACUGUUUUAAAAGUUAUCGUAUUUAUUUAAAUUUACCAAAAGCACGGAUUUGUAACUGAAGCAGGCCCCAUUCGUUUGCAGACGUUUUCGGGCGUUUUAGUAUGGACAAGUGAAGAGGCUGGAAAAAAAUUGUGUAGGCAGAAAUAUUUCGCUUCGUUUUCGCCGAUAUGCAAACGGAGAAACUUUUCAAAACGCACUAAUGUGGUCAGGGCCUUAUAAGGAAGUAUGCAUGCAAGCAGGUGAUUACUUUUUGAAGAAGCCUGCUGGGUUUUGGAAGAAUGGACCGAGCCAUACAAGGUACGCCUUUUAUUCUUCCCUUUCACUGCACUAAGCUCAUUUAGCUCAUGAGUCUCUACCUCUCUUCAUGCGCCAAUUAAAACAGAUAAAAUAUUUAUGCUGUUUUUUAAGCGAGACAUCGAUUGUAGAAGUUGUGUGGAAAUAAAUAAAACUUAUUCGAUGGUUUAACGUAAGAUGGACACGAAUAUUUUGCGAGUUGCGUGAUACUUUUCCGGGCCCUGAUCUGAACUGCAGUUAGUUUUUAAGAGAGUGUCUCUGUAAGAGCGGUCCAGCCGAUUUUGCUUGUAACACGGAUUUCGCUCAUUUCUUGUGUGUUGUAAUACAUUCAUGUACCUAUGCUAAAACUACAAUCCGUUUGAUCGGAUCUCUUUAUUUUUCAGAGUUUACGGAAAUUAAAUUUCACUCGAGCGAAGGCUUGUCGUGACACUUUUCAAGACUUUAAUUUCAUACAAAUUUGGAGGACAAUUUACAAAAAACUACGGAGCUCAGCAAAAAAAAAAAUAUCACAGCCAUGUAUAUUAACUCUAUCUUAUCUAUCGAGGCGACUUUCGUAAACAUCACGUUUCAAUCGAGGAAACAGGAAGACUUGAAUGACACCUUAUGGGUUCGCCUGAGUCACACCCGCCAAAACCGAUCAAAUUCAAGGUUAAGUUUUAACUUAACUGAUCCAACUAGCAUAGCUAGGAAGUAGGUGCCAUAGAAAAGGUAACUACAGAAAAAAAAUUUGCGGCCCGACCUUUACGAAAACUUUAUAACUCCGUGAACUUACCUAAUUUUCGGCAAUCUCUAAGUUUGGCCGCCAUUUUGAGGGACUUGUCAACAUGAAGCGUAACCGAUAUAAAUCAAGCAGGUAGAUCUAAAACCGUCAGAAAUACAUACGAAAACAAUUCCAAUGAACUUUACUUUCAAUUCAAGCGGCAAAAUUUGAAAUUGUUCGUUAAACUUAUCAUCCCCAGUGUUUGAAAUGUUGGAAGAGAUACAUACAACUAGUGUUCGAAUUCCCCUCGUCGAUUCCACCGUAAGAAAUAACCUGUGCCACCCAAGCUUCGACUCGAAUGUGAAGUACGAAUCAAAUAAUAUAACUGCUUUAUCUUCGCGGCAAUAUCACGCUGGUAUUUUGAUUUUCUGAUCGACAAGAACGGUGAUCAGGAAUCGAUCGGUAUGUUUACCUCAAAAACAUGACCACUGACCAGCCGCUGAGUGAAAAUAGUUUAGCGCGGGGUGGGGUGGGUGGCGGGCUUAUCGUCAUUAGAUAUUCGAAUACAUAUAUACUUUAAAAGUUUUAGGACUAAACAGUGAGGGCAUGCUUCGUGGUACAGACAACUUUUAUAUCAUUCUCAUAACUUUCUCCUUUAAAUUAGAACUGGUAUUAAUAAAUAGAGUUAUCAAUAUAUUUUUAACUGGGGUACCCAUAUGACCUUUUUGCUUGUCAUAUGUGGUAUAAAAUGAGGUGUCUUUUCCACCAGAACCUUUUAUUUAUGCCCAAUUGCACGGAAUGAAAACUAUUCUUAGAAUGUUUGUUCUAAGUCAUUUUUUCUAUUUGAUUCAUUUAGCUGACACGUUCUUUUAAGUUAUGGCGCGUGCAGAUUUUCUUUAUCAAAAGUCGCGCGUGCAACACACCGGAAUUGAAAAUUCAUCGUAAAAUCGCACGAACCUUAGAAUGAGUGUAGGCAACCUUGACUUCUGGCGAAAUGAAGUGGAUGGUUCAAAGGACCCCCUGAGAUUUUUUUCAGGACUAUGACUGAGAUUUGUUUAUAACUAUGAUAAUCGUCAUUAUUAGCAGACGGUGCUUUUUACCAAGUGCUGUCAUCAUUAUCGUUAUCACGCCGGAAGAAGUAUAAAGCCGGCACGUUGCCUUACCUAACUACAGAGAAAAUUGUUCUCUCUUUUGCUCCCCUUGGAUCCUGGAAACUGUUACUAUUAAGACGAUCAACAAGGAAGCCUUCAUAAUUACUGAAACUUUUGAUUAACAGAAUAUAAGAAAAAAUCUGUGGGGAGAGUAGUUCGCGUAUCUUAUAAUCUGAACGAUAGUUUUCAGUAAAACAAAUACCACUUAAUUCAAUUUACCUCGUUUUUAACAGUGGCGUUUCUGGGGACCGUAGAUUCUUCUCUGAUUCUUCUUGUCUCAGCCAAGACUCACUUUCAUCAACUUUUUUCUCGUGCUUCUUACGGCAUGGGACACAGAGAGCUGAGGUAUGCGAUUGCAAAUUUCUCAGUUGAAAGUAAGGCCCAAUAGCAUCCAUCAGGAAUUGAAAACCGACAUGCACUGUUUACUUUUAUUAUUCUUAAUCAAAUAAGGGGUGUUUUAGUCUACAAAUUUAAUCAUACUGGUUAAUGAGAAUCAUACAAACUGAGGAAAACUGAACGCAAAUAAUUGUGAACCGUACGCAUGAAUAAGUGUAUUGCGUCGUCAGGUGAUUUGAUCUUCUACAAAAACACUAUUGAUUAUCAACCAAGCAACAUUGUACAUAUUUCCAUCUGCAAUUAAAAGCACUUACACAUAGAUCUAUGUUUUUUGAACGUGCUGUGUACUUAAGUACCCUUAAUCUAAUAAAGAGUUUCUUCUCUUUUCGAGCAGAUAUGUCACGAGACAAAAAUAGAUAACAGAAAAUGUUACUGAAGACCAUCUGAAUCAACUGUAAUAAUAACUCCAAACAGCUUUUGAAUGUCCUGAGACAUAUGCAAGGUAAUUACAUCUCUGCCUUCGAUACGCUUCCUAACACCAUCAUGAUAAGGAUACUGACAUGUUACCUUUGCACUUCUCCAAAACUUCCCCAAAAUGUGGCGAUGCCUAUCGCAAAUCCACAUUUUUUGUUUAUCCUCCUGAGCGAGGUGAAAUAGGCCAGUCCUUGCCAAGAUUAGUCCAUUUUAUUUAAGACCUCUUUAGACAGGUGACAGCUUAUCAAAUGAUGUUUUACUUCAUCAUUGCAUUCAGACAGUCGUACCAAACCACUUAAGUCACGCGAUGAACCAAAGUUUUUUCCAUCUUUGCUAUUCAAAAAGCAGUCUUGAGAUAUAAUGAACGUCUCGCUAACGAACGACUUCUUCCUGUACUUGUAAUUGUUUCCAACGCGAUACAAAUUCGGAAGAUCUAAAGGAACUCACUAUAACUUUGUGUACUCGAUACGAUUUCAAUUUCUGCUUCAAGGGAGAAGCCUACUUUAAUUCGUGAGUGGUCAGUGGUUACGCUCGUGAGGUAAAGAAUGGGUUUGUGACUUUUUCACUCAAUUGAAAAGACUCGCGUCACUCUUAUGAAAUGGUCGAACGGAAUACAGACUCCGAACAGUCUCAUAUUUUUCUUAAAGAUAGUGAGGUCACGCAUAUCCUGUGAGCAUGGAGAAGCCGCGAGACGCGAGACUCGUGUCUCGCGUCUUUGCCGCUCCAAGCUCUCAGAGUUGGGCAAAGACAAGACACGUUACUUCCGAUGCGAUACAAGAGGUUCAACGGUUAUCUCGUUUAUCUAAACACAUUUAUUUACGUGGUAAAGAUUUGUUUGUAAAUCUAUGAAUUGAUGCUAGUCCUAUUUGGAACGAAAUGUAUUUGAAAGAAAAAAGAAUACUAAGUAAAACAAAAGUUGUCUGCAACACGAAGCAUGCCUUCGCAUUAAGACUGAGAGUCCCAAUGCUUAUCACGAUACUUUAAUGCACAUGUUCGAAUGUUCCCAAAAAUCUUCUGAUAAUCUGCCCACACCCACCUCACACCCCGCCCCUCACCAUUGAGCCGUACUGUUUUCACUCAGCGGCCGGUCAGCGAUCAUGUUUAUGAGGUAAACAUGCAUGGCGAUCGCUACCUGAUCGCCAUUCUUGUCGAUCCGAAUGUCAAAAUACCAGCGUGAUAUUGCCUCGAAGAUGAAGCAGUUGUGUUAUUGAUUUGUACUUCACAUUCGACUCGAAGCUUGGGUGGCACAGUUUAUUUUCUUACGGUGGAAUCGACGAGGGGAAUUCGAACACUAGUUGUAGUGUUUGAAUUGUUGGAAGAAAUGGUCGAAUGGGGAAGGUAAGUCUAACGAAGAAUUUCAAAUUUUGCCGCUUGAAUUGAAAGUAAAGUUUAUUUGAACUACUUUCGUAUGUAUUUCCGACGGUUUUAGAUCUACCUUGAUUUCUAUUGGUUACACUUCAUGUUGACAAGUCCCUCAAAAUGGCGGCCAAACUUAGAGAUUGCCGAAAAUUAGGUAAGUUCACGAAGUUAUAAAGUUUUCGUAAAGGUCGGGCCGCAAAGUUUUUUUCUGUAGUUACCUUUUUUAUGGCACCUACUUCCUAGCUAUGCUAGUUGGAUCAGUAAAGAACACCUCACUUUUUCAAAAAUUUACCUUGAAUUUGAUCGGUUUUGGCGGGUGUGACUCAGGCGAACCCAUAAGGUGUCAUUCAAGUCUUCCUGUUUCCUUGAUUGAAACGUGAUGUUUACGGAAGUCGCCUCGAUAGAUAAGAUAGAGUUAAUAUACAUGGCUGUGAUAUUUGUUUUUUGCUGAGCUCCGUAGGUUUUUGUAAAUUGUCCUCCAAAGUUGUAUGAAAUUAAAGUCUUGAAAAGUGUCACGACAAGCCUUCGCUCGAGUGAAAUUUAAUUUCCGUAAACUCUGAAAAAUAAAGAGAUCCGAUCAAACGGACUGUGGUUUUAGUAUAGGUACAUGAAUGUAUUACAACACACAAGAAAUGAGCGAAAUCCGUGUCACAAGCAAAAUCGACCAGACCGCUCUUACAGAGACACUCUCUAAUGCUUUCACCAGCUUUUGUUGACCACAAGUGAACUGACAAAAGUGAUACCGAUAACUUAAGAGGAAUUAAAGUUUUGUUGAAAGAGCAUUUUGUCUGUAAAACUUGAUAUAGCCCAGUACAGUUGCGAUGCAUAUAAAUGAGUGAAAGACCUUCAAUCAGUUUAAUUUCCAUCUCUCGAGGGAAAUAAGAGCGUUCAUUACUUUUGUUUCUACUUUUUUUUAUCGUAAAAUGGAAUAUCUGUAUGGCGACCUAUUUAUAUCCUGCUACUGAAGGCCAUGAUUACCCUUACAGAAUAUUCCAACAACAAAACUCAAACGGUAUUAGUUGGUUCCGUUAUUUCUGAAAUGCAUACAGUAUUUUGUGGGGGUGCCUCAAGGAUCAGUACUGGGGCCACUCCUUUUCCUUAUUUAUAUAAAUGACUUUCACAGUUUCCCAAAACUAUUGGAUUUUCACUUAUUGCAGAUGAAGCAAAUUCAUUUUUUAAGUAUAAGGACCUUAACAUACUUGAAAGUGAAAUUAACAGUGAACUUGGAAAAGUACAUAUUUGGCUAUUUGUAAAUAAGCUUUCAGUAAAUAUUGAAAAAUCAAAUUUUGUUAUUUUUCAUCUAGUACAAAAACGAAUUCCCAAAAAGGUUAUGCUAUUUAUAAAUGAUCAAUCAUUAACAGAAGAAACUUCCAUAAGAUACCUUGGAGUUGAUAUAGAUUCAAAUAUUAUUUGGAAGACCCACAUUACCUAUGUUGCUAAAUAAAAUCAACAGAAGAGUAGGUAUUCUCUCUAGGCUUUGUUACUUCCUAUAGACAAAAACGUCGCUAAGCCUGUACUAUACCUGAAGAGGGCCAUUCUUGCGAUGUAUGAGUUUUUGAGCCUCUGCUGCAGCUGAUGGUAGUGUCAGCAAUGGACACUUUUCAUAGAUUUUAAGUCUCCUUACCAGUAAAUUAAACUCAUUAAUAUCUGAGUUUUCAACCACCGAAUCACACCAUUUAUUGAUCUAAAGACAAUCGGUGCACAACUGAUAAAUCAAAAUAGCACGAGUGUCAAAAAACCAAUAGAGUCAAUGUAUUUACUUUUUUUUUCCCAUUCGCACGCAUCGCUGAGACAUGAAGUCUUAUUCCUACUCUUUUCAACGUAUUUUAGUCUUACUUUUGGAGCCAACACUUUUUUCUGGAGCGAAAUCGUAGCUUUUCCAUGAUCCGCUAGCACUUUAGAACCCAACCAAAAUGGUAGGUACCCUUCCGUUACUUCAAGCAAAAAGUCUUCCCUGUUGAGUGUGCGUAGAACGAAUAGAUACACCUAACUGAGUGGUUUAACUUAUAAUACGCUCGGACAUUUUGCGAGUUGCGCAGUAUUUUGUCUCGCCCCUUCGGGGCUCGGUUAAAUGCGUGCAAUGAGCAAAAUGUUCGUCGUAUUAUGAGUUAAACCAUCCAAUAAUGGAUUUAGUAUUCCACUCUCAUUUCAUUUUUAGUCCUUUAGCUAGUUUUCGAACCUUCGUAUGGUCUUAUCUGAGCAUCGCACCGAUCGCAUAGGGCGGGUGUAAAAGAGAAAAAGAACACAAAUGACAUCAUUCUAGUGUUCCAAAAAAAUUUGUUGUAGGCUUCGAAGUUCGUUUCUGAAAAGAUCAUGUCGAUCACGCAGUGCUUGCUUACUUUUAUUGCUGUUGUUAACUAUAAACGUAACAUAGAUCAGAGACCGUGCAUUUCAAACGUCCGAGUUAACGGGUAUUAGUCAAUCAAAACCGAUGGCGGCAGAGCUGAUCGAUUGAUAUCGGUAACUGAUGUCAACCGAUGUUUAUGACAAUUGAUAAUCAUCAAAGCUUGUGUGAUCAAUUGCCUAUCGAUUACCGAUAUCAAUCGAUUAUUUGCCAUCGAUUAUCAUCGAUUGUCAUCGAUCAUCGAUUUCAUCAAUUCUUAAGGCCCUGAGUAAAGGAACAUUAAUCAGUGAAACACAAGAAGACCUUCUUGUCCAUAAUUCUUUUUAAGACUUCAGGCAAGUAAGAUAAAUUCUAGUUUCAAGUGAUUCCAAGUGAGUUGAAGUGAAGCAUGAGUCGUGGCUGAUGCCCUUUUCCACUAUGCUUGUCGAAACGUCGGUCAUUACUACCGACGAUAGUCCCUCUCUAGAAACUAGUCAUGCUUAAAAUCAAAUCUUGAUAAUCACGCAAGUAUCCCGCCAAAUACUCGAAACAGAUUUAAAAUUGUGUUUGUUCUUUGUUCUAGUACCAUGAAAAAACAUUCCUCUUGAAAAUUUCUACACGAAACUCAGGGGCGAUCUGCAUUAGGAAUGGCUUAUGUCAGGUGAGUUGAAUGUAUUGUGAAACCAUCUUUGAUAAUGAUUUCCUGCUUGUCUGCAAAAUUACAGCGUUGCUAUGUCUCAGAAGCCGGCUGAUUGUUUGCAGUAUUACCGUUCAGAAUACCUUAGGGGCACUAAUGAAUACAUUGAUGCACAUAGUUCUUGAUCUGUACGAAGCUUUACCAGAUAGCAUAUGUAAGAACAUGAAAAACAACGCCAAAAAUUUGUCUUUUCAACAGAUACAGCGACUAUUGCUCUUGUUCCUUUACGGCAAGAGAGACCCACAUGCCAUGGUUUUUUAUUGGACUCAUUUACAUCAUAUGCAUAACAUCAACUGAUGCGAUUUAUUCUAAUUACCACACCUUCGGAAAAAUGGACGAGGUAAAUGAAAAUAUACGCUGUGCUAGCAUUUGCGAGGGGAGCUCCCUAGCGACAAGGCAGGGGAUGCUCCCAGAUAAUGUCAACUAACCAUCAGGACGUAGGCAAUCUGGGUGUGGCUCAGGUCACCUUGCUGAAUCCAUAGAUACUUCAUUAAAGAAAACUUUGGAAUAAUAGUUGCCAGGAAAUUAACUGUCCUAAGUCAAAAAAAAAAAACAAAAAAAAUUGAAGGAGCAUUCUCACCUUAUGCAUAAGGAAGCCCCCCCCUCCUCUCCUUAAUAUAUGCGUUGAGUUAUCAACAUCCGUGAAACGGAACUGGUCAUUUCAGAGAACUAUUGGAUAAAUCUUCAACGCAGCCAUUCUUUUGGAUGUAAUGCGACACUCCCCUGAAGAGCGACUGCAAGAGAGACUAAUGGUAGAUUGAGUGCUAUCAAACCAAAAUCAAAGUUAUCCAAACGGGCAAUUAGAUCAACGACAAAAGUAAUCAAACUCAGGCCUUUUUAAGAUGAACACCUGUAAGUACUGACUUCACCCUUUUGGUCAUGUGUGUCAUUUUGCGAGCUAAGCACACGCAACGGGUAAUAUUUCAAAUAAUUUAAAAGUUCUGAAAUACUUAAAGAUCUUGACUUCCUGUUUUGUAGAAAGAAAAAGCAAGAGUGGUAGAGGAAAUCUUAGAAAAAGAAAAACUUCCCUCUGACGAUGAGAAACUGCAGUAUAGGAAAGGUUGGGAUGAGUUUAAACAGAAAAUAGAAAAGUUAAGUUCCAAUGCGCUAAAAACCGCCAGGAGACUCCGAAAAAUAGCUGAUAGACUUGAUGAAGCGUGGUGGGAGCACAAGAUAAAGUUCGCCUCUGCAAGCUUUGUGUUUGUAAUAGGAGGAAUUAUAACACAUAGGACUGGAAGUGUAACAGGUUUGGGUUUUGGAAUUGCUGGAGCCGUAGUAAGUAUAAAGGCUAGUGUCAUAAAAGAUUUCAAAGAUUUAAAGGAUUGCAAGGUGGCCAGAAAGCUCUUGGAGGAGACCAAAGACAACUUCAUCGCCGUGAUGAAAAUUAUCCACGCUAAAUCCCAUAAGGCGGCUAACGGUCAGGAUUUGACGAUUCUUCGUGAGAUUACUAGUGCAACGAGAAUCCCCAUGGCAAAAGAAGCGGUAACUUUUCUCAAAAAAGCAGGGUUAGGUGCAAAAGAAGCAGCAAAGGCAGGAGCACAAGUUGCUGAUGAUGCAGUCCAAGUCGGCGCGAAAACCUUAACACUGGAAGUGGCAAAGCAUGAAGCACAAUUUGUUAAUGACUUGGCG
Pocillopora meandrina is the source of this 9952-nucleotide messenger RNA. The record is from the annotation of a GenBank genome assembly. NCBI's taxonomy places the organism in Eukaryota, Metazoa, Cnidaria, Anthozoa, Scleractinia, Pocilloporidae.